This is a messenger RNA of Drosophila sulfurigaster albostrigata, 2063 nucleotides long. RefSeq lists its product as uncharacterized. Gene Ontology annotation, molecular function: protein binding; RNA binding. Gene Ontology annotation, cellular component: nucleus. The transcript has a single exon. Gene Ontology annotation, biological process: poly(A)+ mRNA export from nucleus. The record is from RefSeq and is a predicted model, not a curated record. Lineage: Eukaryota; Metazoa; Arthropoda; Insecta; Diptera; Drosophilidae. Bases 88 to 1914 code for a protein of 608 amino acids.
UUUCAUUGGAAAAGCUGAAGCAACGGUUCACUUUAGUAACUGUAAAUUGUAGUGCAAAGUAAAUAGCAAUAAAAUUGCGAGGAUACAAUGAAUAAUAAUCGUAGGUCCAAGGAAAACUCCAAUGGGCAAUUAUUGCAUUGCAAUGCAAUGAAGUACCGCACACCAGUAAAUGUAUUGAAAGCAAGUCAAGCCGGACUGGGCAAAGAAGCCUUCAAAAGCUACGUCAACAUGUGGUUGGGCGAUUUGACGGCCGAUCAUCUGGGCAGCGUGCUCGAUUGGCAUGUGUCGGAGCACGAAUCGAGCUGUUCGAGCACAACGGCCAGUGUGACCGGCUGGUACACAGUGUGCAUCUCCAACUGUCGCAAUCUCACAAAUGAUUCUAUUUUGCUGGCCAUCAAAUACGCAAUGUUGCCGGUGCCCGUUCAAAUGUUCGAUUUCAAGCGUAUCGGUGUCCAUGGAGAUUGUGGCCACUUUCUGGUGGACAACAAGUUGCUGGCCAAUCGCUUGAUGCGACUGCGCGACAAGGUGAUAGUGCUGUAUACCACACAGAACAUUAACAUCCAUGUGCAGUUGGGCAUUUCGGAAUUGUUCAGUGAGCUGCCACUCGAUGCUCCAUGGCUGCAGGCCAUGCGAGAUGCGUUGCGUGCCCGCUACGAUGCGUCAUGUAGUGCUCUAUACUUGACACGUUUCCAUGCCGCCGCCGAGUUGAAAACACAUUUCUGUGCCCUACAUCUAAAGCCGAUGCUGCAGCAGCUCCUACUGUUGAUUGCCGAGGAGUUUCCUCAGUUGCGUGUGCUGCAGCUGCGCGACAAUUUUAUCUGCUCGCUGAGUGCCUUCGACACGUUUCCCCGCAACCGUUUGACACAGCUACAAGUGCUGGAUGUGAGCAUCAAUCAGAUUCAGGGACUGAUGGAGCUGAAGAAUCUACGCAAUAUGCCGCUGCAGACGUUGGACAUAACGGGCAAUCCGCUGGCCAAGAGUGAGCUGCAGCAAUUGCGCAAACUGCUGCCGGAGGUGGCGUACAUUCAUUGCAAUCCCAGUGUGCACGAGAUGAAGCCCAAAUUGGACAACAUUCAGCGACCGCUUGCCGAGCGCUAUUGCGGCGCCAAUAGCAAUGGACGCAACUUUUGUCUGCAAUUCGCCAACGGUUACUAUGCCAUGUUCAAUGGCAAGGAGCGCCGCGAGAAACUGGAGCAUUACUAUGCCGCUAAUGCCGUGCUAACAUUGUCGUUGCCGAAGCUACGUGGAAGUAAUCAGCAGCCAGGCGCCGCUUGCGACAAGUUGUACUAUGGACGCAAGACAACGGUGAAGGCGAUCUGUGCGCUGCCCGAGCUGCACAUCGAUGUGAAGGCUGCCCAAUUCUAUGUGUAUGUGUUUACGCAGGAGAAACGCAUCUUUGCCAUGAGCGGUUGCCACAAAGAGCGCACUCACAAUUCCGACUGGCAGUUGGGCAACUAUAUGCGUGUCUUUGUUCUGCAACCGGCAGGAGCUCAGGGCAAUCAUUGGAGCAUAGUUCGCGACAGUCUGCGAUUGCGUGGUCUCAUUAAAGAUAAUGAUGGGAGCCCAACAACGGAAGUUCUCAUGGAAAAGCAAAUGGAGAGCCUGAACAACUUAUUGCCCAAGUUGAAUUUGGAGACCGAGAUAUCAAUGACUGUGGAUGAUGAGCAGAUGCCGGCACUGGUGCCGCUGAAGCAACCUGCAAGCAUCUCGGUAGAAAGAUUAAUGCCAAAGCUGGUGCCGCUGAAGCAGCCUGAAGUGCAACCUCCAAGUAUCUCAUCCAAAGCAAUUCCGCAGGCUGUAAGCGUGACGAUGGCCAGAAGCACCUUGGAGAGUGAACUGGAUGACACUCUGCCUCUUUCCGAUGAUGAGAUGCUGUUGACCAUCAAUGAGGAUGAUCUGCUCGAUGAUUUCUAAAAGCAGCUCGCCAGCAGCACACACAACCACAUCCAAACACACACACAUUUAAACCACAAACAGUAUUGAAGAAGACUGUCAUUUAUUUUUUCAUUUUUGUUUUUUUAAUAAUCAAUUAAUAUAAAUCAUUCGUAUUCGUUUAUGAAGCC